AACGCCCUCUAGGGCGCGUGUCUUUGCAUCAGCGUUUCCAGGUUCGAUGGGAGCCAUCGCUAUAUAAAUUGGGGUCCUCUGCCAUGGAGAACCGUUUCUCAUCCAAAGAAAAUACAAGAAAGGAAUCGUAGACCCAAAGAGACGUUGAAUCUAAAACCCUAACCCCUUAAUCUGGUUUUCCACUCUCGUUCUCUUGGAAAAAAAACAUUAAUUUAUUGGAACUGGACAAUGUCUGCCAUAGUUUGUGGCAAGAGAUCGUUUUUCGAUGACAUUCCGGCGUCGCCGAUGUCAGCUUCAUCGCCGGCUUCAAAGAGGAUGCGCCGCUCAUCCUCCACUUCUCCUGUUCGAUUCUCGGUUUCGCCAUCUCAGCCUAGCCUCUUUGAUCAAGUCCGAGCCCGCUUUCCUAAUACCGAUACUCAGAUUAUUGAGAAAGCUGUAGAAGAAUGUGGCAAUAACUUGGAUGCUGCGCUUAAGAACUUGAAUGAGCUGCUGCUUGAACAUGCACAUGGAAAGCCGAGUGGUGAUGUCGAAGAAAAUACAACUAUGCAGAGUGGUGCUGGAAUAGCAGUACCUAGUGAAGGUCAUAAUCUCCAAUCUGAUCCUCCAGUUGAUGGUUCAGGGUGGGUGGAAUUGCUUCUGAGGGAAAUGACAAGUGCUGCAAACAUAGAUGAUGCUAGAGUUCGUGUUUCAACAGUUUUAGAGAGUUUAGAGAAAUCCAUUAGAUCGCAUGCAGGUGCGGAAUUGGCUCAAAAUAUUCACAAGGAAGACAUGAUGCUCAAAGAACAAUAUGAAUCACUUGCGCGAGACAAUACCGUUCUGAAACGUGCAGUAGCCAUUCAGCAUGAACGCCAGAAAGAACACGAUGAUAAGACUCGAGAAGUUCAGUAUUUGAAGCAGCUGGUCUCACAGUAUCAGCAGCAAGUAACAACUCUGGAGGUGAACAAUUACGCAUUGAAGAUGCAUUUGCAGCAGGCUCAGCAGCAAGGCAACUCCUUCCUCGGACGCUUCCAUCCAGAUGUCUUUUAACCCAUACAUAUACACACACAACCCAUACAUGCAUACAUACUCAGAGACUUAGAAUGAGAAGUUGGUAAUAAACAUGCUCUGCUAGCUCUCUUCAUUUGUGUGCUUGAAAUAUGAAUUGUUGUAACUUUUGUGUCUGCUGGGCUGGGGUGGUUUUGUUGAUGAUAUGCCAUCACAUAAGCUUUGAAUAUUGACAGUCUUUAUAAUGCUAUAUAUGGUUUUGGUUCGGUGUGAGGUUUUAUGUUUGUGUGUUGUUAGCCUUUGUCAUUAUCGACUUGGCGUUUUUACCUUC
This is a messenger RNA of Cuscuta campestris, 1315 nucleotides long. The record is from the annotation of a GenBank genome assembly. NCBI's taxonomy places the organism in Eukaryota, Viridiplantae, Streptophyta, Magnoliopsida, Solanales, Convolvulaceae.